Messenger RNA from Spirodela intermedia, 657 nucleotides. The record is from the annotation of a GenBank genome assembly. Lineage: Eukaryota; Viridiplantae; Streptophyta; Magnoliopsida; Alismatales; Araceae.
AUGGAGAAGCUCAGCGACGGCCCUCCUGCUGCCGGCGACAAAGCUUCUCUACGCUGCCACCAACCCCCUCCUCCACCGGCCACAAAGCAAAUCCCCAAUGAACGGCGCACCGUCGAUACGCCGCCGUGCCCACGAAAGACGGGCUCCCACCUCCGCCGGUCGUCCUCCUCCUCCGCCACUGCCACCGCCACCGCCACCGCCGGCACCGCCGCCCCGAGGGUCGUCCUGUACAGCACCUCGCUGCGGGGGAUCCGGCGGACCUACGAGGACUGCUGCGCAGUCCGCAGCAUCCUCCGCUGCUUUGGGGUAUGGAUCGACGAGCGGGACGUCUCCAUGGACGCCGCCCUCCGGAGGGAGCUGCAGAGCCGCCUUAGCGGCGGCGCCGCCGCCGUCCUGCCGCAGGUCUUCGCCGGCGAGCGGCGGCUCGGAGGGGCAGAGGAGAUCCGACGGUUGCACGAGGACGGUGGCCUGGCGGAGCUCCUCGCCGGAGUCGCUCGGCGUGACCCGCGCUUCCUGUGCGCCGCCUGCGGCGGCGCGAGGUUUGUUCUCUGCGGCAGCUGCGACGGCGGCCGGAAGGUUUUCGACGAGGAGGAGGACCGGCGGCGCAGGUGCCCCGACUGCAACGAGAACGGCCUGGUCCGGUGCCCCCACUGUUGA